This is a messenger RNA of Seminavis robusta, 1441 nucleotides long. Lineage: Eukaryota; Bacillariophyta; Bacillariophyceae; Naviculales; Naviculaceae. The record is from the annotation of a GenBank genome assembly.
AGCUAGCUACCUGGUAGUUGGUGCCGCAUCCAUGGCGAGCUGGGUAGAAGUUAGCACCUGAGGGCACCCCUCCCCGUGAUGCACGAACUCCCUCAAUCCUCCACCUCAACGAGCUCAAGAUCUUGCAAUCCACGAAUGCUUCCUGGGAGCCGCGAGGACUUCACGAAUGCAUCCACUGACCUCCAACAAAAAAUCUUCUCCAGUGAGUCCCACCGUACCGGUACAGGACGGGAAUUCCGAAGGAUAGAUUCUCGGCUCACAAAACAGAAGACAGCACAACAAAAAGCCAAGCAACCAACAAAGAAAGAUGAAGGCCAUUCAAGUACACGAAUUUGUGGAGGACUUUGAAAUUCUCCAAGGCAAUGACUCUCUCAUGUCCAUGAAUAACAACGUGGACAAGCCAGUCCCCAAGAAGGGAGAAAUCUUGGUCCAGGUCCAAGCCUGCAGCCUUUCACCUGGAGACAUAAUUAUGGUCCACGGCAAUCUCAUCUUUCUUCACGAGGCCCGCCCCUUUGUUCCUGGCAUGGACAUUAGCGGAGUUGUAGUGGACAACAAUGGAUCAAAACUGUUCCAGGAGGGAGACGGCGUGGUCGCCUCCAAUGGAGUUUCCCCCGUGGGCGGCAUGGCCGAAUACAUGGUAGUCAACGAAAAUGAAGUGGUUCUGAAACCAUCCAAAGUUUCCGUCCAAGAAGGUGCUGCUAGUUCCAGUGCAAUUACCGCACGAAAUGCUGUCAUGGAUAAUGUCAAGGAGGGAGACCGUGUCCUCAUUCUGGGUGGAAGUGGUGGCGUAGGUUCAGCGGCCAUUCAAAUUGCCAAGACCCAUGCCAAAGCCUCCUUUGUGGCUACCACAUCAACACAGACCAACCUUUGCAAAACACUGGGAGCUGAUCAAGUCGUCAAUUACCGUGAAGAGAAUUGGUGGGAAAUGGAUUGGCAAGGCGGCCAAAAGUUUGAUGUUAUUAUCGAUACUGUGGGCGGGGGCAAUUUCUAUGGCCGUGCCCCAUUUGUUCUGAAAACAGGAAAACAAGGAGGAAAGUUUGUGGCUGUGACAGGCGAUGAUACCAGGCCAGAUUGCCGAACUGUUUGGAAAGGAAUCAAAUUCAUUGCCAGCAUGCCGUGGCGACCUCUGUACACAAGCCUCAGGGCUCGAACUUAUCCCAAGUACAUUUUGAUUAUGCCGUAUGAUAUUCUGCAAGGUCGCAAGCAAGUGUUGGAGUGGAUGCAGGAAGGAUCAUUGAAGGUGCCCAUCGACGAGGAGUCUCCAUUGCCCUUCACUGCCGAUGGUGUACGUGCUGCUUUCACCAAAGUCGCCAGUGGACAUGCGCAUGGAAAAGUUGUGGUCACCAUGUCAACAUCAAACUAGUUGCAACAAAAGGAAGCGGAUGUGGAGUUUGGAGAUUUAAUUUGAAAGUAAAAUGAAUAAGUACAUAAGGUUAUGCAG